AACAAAGCAUAAAAAACUUCGAUGGUAAACGUAAAGCUUGUCGAAAGAGUGGUAUUCCAUGUAAUUUCAAUAAAAAGUUAAGUCUAUCAUCGAGAAACGCAUAUAAAAAUAUAUAAAAGCAGAGACUGAUUGAUCUCAUUACGUGCUGGUUAGUGUUUUCCAUACAGAAUACCAAUUCGGUGGCUUUCUAUCAGUUUUGCUGUGAGAGCUCCCUCAAUCCCCACAGUUUUCUCCUCUCAAACUCUAACUUUUAAAACUUCGGCAAAAUCACCUUUGUUCUUUUUUCUUUUUGGUGUCAAGCAUGGAAGACCGUAAGGAGAAAAUUGGAGCAUGGCUAUCAGUGCCACAAUUUGGGGACUGGGAGCAGAAAGGGCAAGGGCAGCUGCCAGAUUACUCACUUGACUUCUCAAAGAUUAGGGAAAUGAGGAAGCAAAACAAGAGGGAAGUUUCAAGAGCCAGUCUUGGGAAUGAAGAAGAGUUUAUUAACCCAACCGCCACCACUGUUACCACUGCCCCUACUACAGAUGAUCACCACCAUUACCCUCCCACUCAUCACUCUCCAACCUCGAAGAGAGGUAUCUUUAGCUACUUCAACUGCUGCAUCAAAGCCUGAAUCUGAUGAGCAAUCUCUCCUUCCCUUCUCUGUUUUUGUGUUUGAUCCUAUGUAUUUGGUUUGCCUCCUGCAUAUCGUUAUGUUUAUUAAAUUUGCUGAUGAUUUAUAAUAACUCAGUGAAUUUUCUUUUUAACUAUUGUUACUGAUGUUAUUCGAAAUUAUAAAUCUAAUGGAGAAGUGAGUCUUGAAUUGAGAA
Messenger RNA from Gossypium raimondii (Peruvian cotton), 809 nucleotides. RefSeq lists its product as uncharacterized. Bases 302 to 613 code for a protein of 103 amino acids. The record is from RefSeq and is a predicted model, not a curated record. Lineage: Eukaryota; Viridiplantae; Streptophyta; Magnoliopsida; Malvales; Malvaceae. The transcript is spliced from 3 exons.